This is a messenger RNA of Brassica napus (rape), 1163 nucleotides long. Its product is annotated as S-protein homolog 5-like. The record is from RefSeq and is a predicted model, not a curated record. The coding region runs from base 411 to 842 and encodes 143 amino acids. Lineage: Eukaryota; Viridiplantae; Streptophyta; Magnoliopsida; Brassicales; Brassicaceae. The transcript has a single exon.
UAAUAUUUUUUGAUGAGAUUUAGUAAACCCACUUUUAAGUUCUAUGCAAUAUAUAUUGUAUACACCAAAUAAUAUAAUAAAAUUAAUAUAAAUUUUAAAUUUUAAAAAAUAACAAUUAAUGUCUAUACACUAAAAUCAAAUAUUUUUCUUAGAAUAAAUAUAUCUUAAAAUAAAAACUCUAAACAAGGAAAUUUUGCAAAUUAAUAUCUCUACAAAUUAAUAAAAUUUCAAAAUCUCAUUAUUAUUAAUUUAUAGAGAUUCUACUGUAUGUUAUAACUGAUAUAUGAUUCUCAAGUUCUUUAUACCUAAACAGAACGCCUUGUAAUAAAUAAUAAAAUAUUAUUUAAUCUAUAAAUACUACUUUAAUACUCUCCAACAAAUAUAAUAGCACAAGAAAGAAAGAAAAGACCAUGGCUUCGUCAAGAAAUCAAAAUUUUAUUUUUAUGCUAAUUUCAUUUCUGAUCAUUCUCGCAACUACGUCAUUUGCCUCUGCGCUCUUCUCAGCAAAACAUGUUGUGAUUGUCAACAAACUUGUAACGCGUGCGACAUUGAUUGUGCAUUGCAUGAACAAAGAAGAAGAUAAGGGAGUGAUUUCACUUGGACCUGGAGAUAGUUUUGAUUUCAGAUUUCGUGUUAACCUUCGUAAAACAACAGUAUACACAUGUAGCUUUGCUUGGCCUGGCAAUACAGCAACAUUCGAUAUUUUUAGAGCUGAUAGAGAUGAUAAUCCAGAAAGCAAAGUUGGUGUUUGCAGCGAAUGUAUUUGGAGCAUCUACGAGCCAGCACCAUGUAGGGAUAGACGUGAUGGAGGCCAACCUAAUUGUUUUCCAUGGGCUUCUUAAAUUAGUUAUUAUUAUUUUGAGGUUAUUUGUACGACAAUUUUAAAUGAAUAAAUAAAAAUAUAGUGUUUUUGAUAUUAUUUUGCAUAUUUUAUCACUCUUUCUUGUGCAUUUACCCCAACUAGAAAUUAUUAUAUUUUACUACCAUGUCAUUCUAGGUAGAACAUGAAUCAUUCAAAUCGCAAAGACCCUCUCAGAAAAUGCAAAGUAUCCAUCCCGAUAUUAAAAAUUAGAUUUGAAAAUAGGAUAUAUAAUCAGUUAGAUGCAAAAAUAUGAUUUAAUGUUUGUAUAUUCAAUAUUGACAGUGCAAGCAAAUUAAUUGUU